Messenger RNA from Cadophora gregata, 624 nucleotides. RefSeq lists its product as uncharacterized. Lineage: Eukaryota; Fungi; Ascomycota; Leotiomycetes; Helotiales; Ploettnerulaceae. The record is from RefSeq and is a predicted model, not a curated record. Bases 1 to 624 code for a protein of 207 amino acids. The transcript has a single exon.
AUGACAUCCCUAGCACCUCCUUCUCACUCCCACUCCCACACUCAUUCUCACUCCCACUCUACCACAACCUCCUCAACUGCCUACCUCCUCGAACCCCCCACCCCAGACGACGACACCCAACGCGGCCGCAAACGUCGCCGCAGCUCAGCCUCAAACCACACCACCUCCCACGGGAGCACCACCCUGCGCGGCCGCGGCAGGCAUCGCACUCCAUCCCCCUCUACUCUGUUGACGCCCACCAAAACAUCACACUCCCCGUCCGUGAUACCCGAGGAAGGAAUUGAGCGUCACCGCUCUCAUUCACCUAGGAAGAGCCCCGGGAAGAAAUACCAGCGAUUCGGACUUUUGGACUCGGACUCAGAUGCUGGUGUUGGUGUUGGUGUUGGCAACGACAUGGGUAGAUGGAAAGGCAAGGGAUCGAGUAGACGGAGUCAGAGUCUGAGUAGGAGUCGGAGUCGAGGUGGACGAGGAGAUGGGCACGGGAAUGGGGAUGGUGGGGAGAAUGUGAGGAUGAGGAGGAGACAGAGGACUAGGACGAGGAGUCGGAGUCAUGGGGAGGAGCGGGGUGGGAGUCGUGGUGGAAGUGAUGAGGAGGGGGAUGAAGAUGAAGCGGUGGAGGAUUGA